Molecule: messenger RNA, 1185 nt
Organism: Adineta steineri
Lineage: Eukaryota; Metazoa; Rotifera; Eurotatoria; Adinetida; Adinetidae
Source: the annotation of a GenBank genome assembly
AUGAAUGAUAAGAAACAAAAUAAUGAUAAUUUUGAUUCAAUUAAUGAUAAAAUACCUCCAAUAUCAACCAAUCAAUCAAGAAUAUCGUAUGAAAAUUUACAAUUAAAAAGAUUCAUAUGGAUUACAACUAGUGUUAUUCUUAUUUUAAUUCUAUUAUCAAUAAUUAUUUCAUUACCUAUUGUCAUGACAAAAAAGAAAAAUACAUCACACUCAACAACAAUAACAUCAACAACAGCAGCAAUAACAACAGAAGAAUUAUCGUUUACUUCUAUGUCAAAUCAUAAUUAUCGUAAAUGGAAUCUAAAUUUUUCUAUUGUUGCCGGAGGAAAUGGGUAUGGAAAUAACUUAAAUCAAGUUAAUUCACCUCAAGGAAUUUAUAUUGAUGAUGAUAAACAGACGAUUUACAUUGCUGAUUAUCAUAGUCAUCGAAUUGUUGGAUGGAAAUUCGGGGAAAAAAGUGGUGAAAUCGUUGCUGGUGGAAAUGGACAAGGAAAUAAAUUAAAUCAAUUGAAUAAUCCAUCAGAUGUAACGGUUGAUAAAAUAAAUGAUUUACUUAUUAUUUGUGAUAAAGGAAAUGAACGUGUAGUACAAUGGUCUCGUCAAAAACCAAUAAGUUCAAAAAUAAUUAUCGAAUUAAUUGAAUGUGUAGGUAUAACAAUCGAUAAUAAUGGAGAUAUUUAUGUUUCAGAACGAAAAAAACAUAGUGUUAAACGAUUCAAACAAGGAGAAACAAAGGAAACAAUUGUAGCAGGUGGAAAUGGUUUUGGAUAUAAUUUAAAUCAACUAAAUAAUCCUGCUUACAUUUUUGUUGACAAACAAUAUUCGAUUUAUGUAUCUGAAAAUAAAUAUGGUCGUGUAACAAAAUGGAUACAAAAUGCAAAAGAAGGAAUUAUUGUUACUAAGGAACAAAAUCCAGACAAUGGCCAAUCACAGUCGUCUGAUUCGUUCGGAAUGACUGUCGAUCAUUUUGGUAAUGUAUAUGUGUCAGAACAUGACACUUUUCGAAUAGUGUGCUGGUCAGUAGGGUCUAAAGAAAGUUACACUGUUAUGAAUGGAGGAAGUCCCGAACAACCACCAUAUCUAUUCAGUGGACCCGCAGCUAUAUCAUUCGAUCGAAAAGGAAAUCUAUAUGUCGUUGAUGUUUAUGCGCAUCAUAUAAUGAAGUUUGACGUUGAUGUUAACUGA